AUGGCUGCCCCGUCCCCGUCGCUGGUGGCUGCGGUGCUGGCGCACUCGGGCCGGCUGGAGAAGGAGGAUCUGGGCACCCGGAUCGCCCGGCUCUCCCGCCGCGUGGAGGAGCUGAAGGGCGAAGUCUGCAACAUGAUUAACAAGAAAUACAAUGAGUUCCUCCCGAGCAUGCAGAGCGCUGAGGACUUGGUGUCACAAGUGGACAGUCUGUCCGGCAACAUCGACCUACUGAAAUCCAGGAUCGAAAAUGAGGUCCGGCAAGAUCUGAAUGUGGCCAUUGCGGAAUUUACUGAAUUGAAGCAGCAGCUGGAGCGAGACUCGUUAGUUCUGAGUGUGCUGAAACAGCUGCAAGAGUUUGAUAGGGCUAUUAAAGACUAUAGCACUGCAUUACUGGAAAAGAAGUAUGUUGCAGCAGCUCGCCAUCUGGAAAAGGCACGAAGUAGUCUGAAAAUGCUAGAAUCCCGCAAAGGCUUUGAGCUGAAGGUUCUGAAGGCCCUAGGCACGGAGCUGACGGUGCAGACACAGAACAUGCUCUAUCACCUGGGAGAAGAGUGGCGGCAAAUGGUUUUGUGGAAGCUUCCUCCGUCAAAAGAAAUCAGCAGUGCAGAGACAGUGAUGCAGACGGAGUUGCACUUACGCACCAUGCCAUUGAAGGAAGAUCAGAUCGCUGGACCACCUGUUGCUUCUGUGCUCCAGGCAUUUGCUGUCCUAGGAGAACUGCACACCAGGCUUAAACUUUUUGGCCAAUUACUGCUAAAGUACAUCCUCAAGCCACUGAUUUCUUAUCCCUCCCUUCGCCCCCUGCUGGAGGAGCAGCCUGACACCGUCGUCUUGCACUUUGAGUCUGCGGAGCCUAAUCUGGAGCAUCCAUCCCCAAUGGAGGUCUUUGGCAAGAUCACGCUGGUGCUUGAAGUUCUUCACAAACACUUGCUGAAUGUGUCUCUCGAUGAGUGUGGGGAAAAUGACAAGGACUCCAGAGUGGUAUUGGCAGAGAUGCUGGGUGACAUGGUCUGGGAGGAGGUAUCUGGCUGCCUCAUUCAGGAAUGUCUGGUGUACUCGAUUCCAGCAAACAGCAGCAAACUAGAGCAGUACGUCGAGGUGAUUAAAUCCACGGAGGAAUUUGAAAAAAGCUUGAAGAACAUGGGGUUUUUAAAAGGAGAUGCCACGGACUUACUGAAAUACGCCCGCAAUGUCAAUUCCCACUUCGCUAACAAAAAAUGCCAGGACGUGAUCGUGGCAGCCAGAAAGUUGAUGACCGCAGAAAUACACAACACUGUAAAGAUCACACCUGAUUCCUCGGUAGCGAUACCAAAACUGCCUGACCCUGGGGCAGGUGAUAAUUUAAAAAUGCAAAAAGCCUCCAAAAUACUGCACAACGAGCUGAUAAAUUUGGAGAAUGAGACCAAACUGAGCCAGCAAACAUUCUCUCUGCCUACCUGCCACAUCAGUGUGUCUGUGGAGAAAUUGAUGGAGUUGGCUUAUCAGACCCUGGUGGAGGCUACAACCAGCACAGAUCAGUGUUGUAUCCAGCUCUUUUACUCUGUGCGAAAUAUCUUCCAUUUGUUCUAUGACGUCGUGCCAAUUUACCACAAAGAGAACCUUCAGAAACUACCCCAGCUCGCUGCCAUUCAUCACAACAACUGUAUGUACAUUGCCCACCACUUGCUGACCCUGGGGCAUCAGUUCCGAUACUGCCUUACCAACAUACUGUAUGAUGGAGCAGCUACUUUCGUAGAUCUGGUACCUGGCUUUAGGAGACUUGGCCUGGAGUGUUUUCUGGCCCAGAUGCGUGUGCAGAAAGGAGAGCUCCUGGACAGAUUGUCAAGUGCAAGGAAUUUUUCCAAUAUGGACAAUGAGGAAAACUAUUCUGCAGCAAAGAAAGCAGCAAGGCAGGUUCUGCACCAGCUAAAGAGACUUGGCAAAGUAUGGCAAGAUGUGCUUCCAGUCAACAUCUACUGCAAGGCCAUGGGGACCUUACUGAACACAGCACUCAGUGAGAUCAUUAAUAAAAUCACUGCCCUAGAGGAUAUCUCUGCUGAGGACGCCGACAGAUUGCACUCCCUGUGCAGGAUCAUGCUGGAAGAAGGACCUCUGGUGUUCACUCCAUUACUGGAAGAGAACAAAAAUAAGAAAUACCAAGAGGAGGUUCCAGUCUAUGUGCAGAAAUGGAUGAUGUUCAAAGAGCUGAUGAUUAUCCUGCAGGCCAAUCUCCAAGAAAUAGUAGAUCGAUGGGUGGACGGCAAAGGGCCCCUUGCAGCUGAAUUCUCCCCCACUGAGGUAAAGAGUUUAAUCCGAGCCUUGUUCCAGAACACCGAGAGGAGAGCGGCGGCCCUUGCGAAAAUUAAAUAGCCUUGUGUUUACUCCUGUACAAUAGACCUUUUCCUGGAAAAGCAACAGUAAAUCAGAUUUCAAACUGU
Emys orbicularis (European pond turtle) is the source of this 2417-nucleotide messenger RNA. It is a transcript of the gene ZW10, whose product is annotated as zw10 kinetochore protein. The record is from RefSeq and is a predicted model, not a curated record. The coding region runs from base 1 to 2349 and encodes 782 amino acids. The transcript is spliced from 16 exons. Gene Ontology annotation, cellular component: RZZ complex; nucleus; chromosome, centromeric region. Gene Ontology annotation, biological process: mitotic cell cycle; mitotic spindle assembly checkpoint signaling; endoplasmic reticulum to Golgi vesicle-mediated transport. NCBI's taxonomy places the organism in Eukaryota, Metazoa, Chordata, Testudines, Emydidae.